Molecule: messenger RNA, 2835 nt
Organism: Galdieria sulphuraria
Lineage: Eukaryota; Rhodophyta; Bangiophyceae; Galdieriales; Galdieriaceae
Product: AP-3 complex subunit delta-1
Exons: 4
Coding region: 71-2680 (869 amino acids)
Biological process (GO): Golgi to vacuole transport; protein targeting to vacuole
Cellular component (GO): endosome membrane; AP-3 adaptor complex; membrane coat
Source: RefSeq, a predicted model, not a curated record
AAUACUUUUACGUUCUACUCGCUUGUGAAAGAAAAGUGGAUUUUGCUUUCCAAGGAGUUGGUGUUGAGUCAUGACUGGAAAGCUCACAAGUUACUCUUCAGGUUUUUUUCAGCAAUCUUUGCAGGACCUUAUUCGUUCGGUUCGAGCACAUCGCAGAGAUGAAACAGAAUAUCUUGCCAAGAAAUUUGCUCAAGUUCAGCAAGAGUGCAAGUCAACAGAACCUAGUGAAAAGGCUAUUGCAGUGCUAAAGCUCAUUUACUUUCAGUUACAAGGAUACAAUGUUUCUUCCGAAGCUUUUCAUAUUAUUGAGGCUAUGAGUAGACAGGAGUGGUGGAUGAAGAGAACCGGUUACCUCGUUGCUUCUCUUACACUGAGUCCUUCAACAGACUUAUUAUUAUUGACAACCAACUUGUUAAAGAAAGAUCUAUCCAACGUUCAGUCCUUGAACGCCUCUCUUGCCUUGAGUUUUCUUUCCUGCAUAGUCAAUGAGGAGAUAGGUAGGGAGUGUGUAAGCGAUAUAUCUCAGUUAUUGUCGAGUCCCAAGCCUUAUAUCAGAAAGAAGGCUAUAUUCGUCGUCUUUCGUGUCUUACUUGUCUAUCCAGAAGCAACAACUUCAGUGUUGCCUCGUUUGAAAGAAAGAUUAGAAGACAGCGAUACUUCUGUUCUUUGUGCAGCAGUUACAGUUUUUGCAGAAUUGGCUUCGAGAAAUCCCAAAUUGGUUGUACCCUAUAUACCCCGAUUGUACCAUAUAUUGCAACACUCUUCGAAUAAUUGGAUGUCCAUCAAAAUAUUGAAGACUUUGACCGCUCUUUGUCAAGUGGAGAGUCGAUUAUCCAAGAAGUUGUUACCUUUGAUACAAAAUAUGUUGAAAAACACCAAAGCCAAAUCUUUGUUAUACGAGUGUUGUCGAACAGUUGCUAUUGGCAUGUUGGACCAAAAGGAAGUCGUUGAGUUGUGUUCUGAAAGGUUGAGUAUGUUUUUAUCGGAAAAGGAUCCCAAUUUGAAAUAUUUAUCCUUGUUUCUGAUGAAGAAAUUGGAAAGCAGUUUUCCAGUAGUUAUCUAUCGACACAAAGAUAUCAUAUUCGAUUGUUUGGAUGAUUCCGAUGACGCCAUUCGAAGGAGAGCGCUGGAUUUGGUUCGACGACUCAUUUCGAAAUCGAAUUUUAAGGAAAUUGCUCGCAUUCUUAUGAGAAAGUUGCGAGAGGAAAGCCAGUGGUUGGGUUCCCGUGGUUUUCGAGAUUCUCUCAUUCACACUUUGUUGGAUGCAGGUUCCUAUAGUUUCAAUGGUGCAGAAGGAUUCCCUAAUUUAUCUAGCUCAUCUGAUUUUCAUUGGUAUCUGUAUUCUAUUCUUCAUGGAUUAGUAAAGAUUUAUACGGACGAGAGAUUUUCUAUUGCACAUAUGAUGAAGAUUGCCGGACAGUUUGUGGAUAUUGUAGUACGAGUAGAGUCAUGUCGGAAAGUUGCUGUAAAUAUAGCAUUAGAAUGGCUUUGGUUGUCAAGAGGGAAGAAGCUAGUGCUCGAUAGCAAUAGUAAUGGAUUGUUUCAAGUGGUGGAUGUUCCGAGUCAGUCUUCAUCGUUGGCCACGCAUGGGAAUGGAUUAUUGGCGGAGCCUUUGUUAUUUGCUGCAUGUUGGAUAUUAGGAGAAUAUAGCAACUGGGUAGAACAACCCAUGUUGGCUUGGAAAGGCCUCUUACAAGAUCAUUUGUUUCGUUCUCAUUCAUCAGGUUAUCGAUUAGCCAUUUUUGCGAGUUGGAAAUUAUUUCUACAGUGUUGGAAACGUUUUGAAACUGAUACCGAGUUUCAUGAUAUAGUGAAGGAAGGAAUGAUAUUUUUACAACAAGUUUGGUCCUCCAUGAGAACCAAUCCCCAGCCGUUGGUACAAGAACGUGCACAUUUGUUUUAUUAUCUGUUGUCUCAGUUAUGGCAGAUAAGGGAUGAAAAAGUCACAGUAUUGUAUGAUGUAGCUGUAACUGAUUUGAUACAAGUAUUUGAAAAGCCACUUAAACCAGUAGACUCAACAGUACAAUCCAAGUAUCAACCUUUUGAAUGGGAUAAGAAAUGGAAUGAGAGUAUAUUGGAUAAAGAAGAAAGAAAUGAAAUGAUAGCGCAAGGGAAGGAUAUGCUCCAACAUGAAAAAGAAUGGUUACAAGACAAUGUUUCCAAACAGCAAAUAGAAAAGGAGUCUCAGAAAGAUGCUCAUAAGCCUCGUUUGUAUUCCAAAGAUGAUCCAUUUUAUAUAUCGUCAAGUCGAAAAAAGAGAAGACCGAAAUCCCACAAAGAAAAAGCUAUUGAAGCUUCAUUUACUGAUCGUUCACAAGGCUUAAUGGAAGAAGAAGACACAUUGGUCUUAUCAUCUCAACCAAACGACGAGACAGUGCAAGUAUUUAUGGGAUUGGAAAAGCCCCCACUGGAGAAUUUGAAAGAAACGAGUCCUUAUGAAAGUGCCAAUGUGCAAUACGAAACAUUAUCAAGUAAGAGAGGGCUAGAAUAUAUCGAUAUUUCAUCGUUACAAGAAGAAGUUGUGCCUUCCAGUCAUUUGAAAGCUGCAUCCAGUCGCUCUCAUCGUAAAAAACAAACAAAGAAAAAGAAGAAUAAAUCUCGCUCGAAAAGUAAAGAUGCAGCAGAGCAUAAUAUUCAACCAACCAAUGAACAAGCAGAAGAAAGUUUGAUUCAGUGGUAAAUAAGUGGAAUUAUUAUUGUAGAAUAUUGGAUGAACCAUAUUGUUGCGUGGUUAGAAAUUCAAAUAAUUGUUUUGUUAUCAAAUCAGUCCAUUGCUCUUGAGUAAACUCUUGUUCUAUAUGAGAAUCAUUCAACUGGAUAUGAAUAUCUGCCUGU